Messenger RNA from Paramecium pentaurelia, 573 nucleotides. NCBI's taxonomy places the organism in Eukaryota, Ciliophora, Oligohymenophorea, Peniculida, Parameciidae. The record is from the annotation of a GenBank genome assembly.
AUGGGGGCUGUUUGCAUUAAAAGAUAAUCUCGAUGUGAUGGAAACCUUAACUAUCCAAUAAUUAAUAAACUUAUGAAAUUUCAACCAGACAAGCAAUUUCCUUUAGUAAAACCUCAUAGUCAUUCAGACAUGGUUGAAGAAACUUAUGAAAUGAAUUAUUUAGAAAUAAUUCUUAAUUUUCAAGAGAUUCCAUUAAAAAAAAAGUAAGAGACAAAAGCAAUUCCAUUUACUCAGAUUUAAGAUUAAUAAAAAUAGAAAACUUAAGAAUAAUAAAUAAAAACUGAACAAGAAUUAAAGGAAUAGAUUUUGGAUAAAGAAUAAACAGAAAAAUGUUUGAAAAUGAAUAGAAGUGUAACAUAAAAUUCAAUCCAUCAUGAAUAGUAAGAUGAUUGUUCUGUUAUUUUGAAUAAAAAUUAGGCAGGGUCAGAUACAUAAACAAUAAGAAGUAUUCUUAAGACAAAUAAAUCAAAAUCUCAUAAAUCUGUAUAAAAAGUAACUUAGUCUAGUUCUUAAAAAAAAGUUUCUUUUGAACCUAGGUUAUUAAAAUAAAAAAAUCGUAAUUUUUUUAUGUGA